AUUUUCAGAUGUUGGAAGGUAUAAAUGAGGGAUGUGAAAUGACUCGUUCACAUGUAGAUGAUAUAUGCUUCGAUUUAACUCUCGGAAUGCCAUCACUGGAGCACGAUUACUUAUCUGCCAAUGAUCCGAUGCUUACCAGUUCAUUGGCCAAAGCUUUUGAUGCUGAUGCACGGCUUACUGCUAUCAUCGAUGAUGUUGCUAACGCUGAUCUAUCUCAAUUAAGUAUUGGAUUGAAUGAAGAUCCUACAAAUUCAACAACGAUGAACAAUGGUAUAAUUCAACAAAAAUGGCUAUCAAUGACGCCAACGUCUUCUAGGAAAAAAGCAACUAUAGUUACUUGUGAAUAUUGUGGUGUUAUGCUUAAGCAUCCUUCGAAAAUUGAAGCCCACCGACGGACACACACUGGCGAAAAGCCAUUUCAAUGCCAGAUUUGCGGUUCAAGGUUUACACAGCGUACGCCAAUGCGAAUGCAUGUACGACGUCAUAUGGGCCUAACGCCUUAUGUGUGUUCGUGGGGAUGUGGUAAACGUUUUGUUUCAAAUGCACUAAAGAAUGCGCAUGAGCUGAAAACCCACAUGGGAGCUAAAAGACGUGGUCCACCUCGACCUCAUCUUAAGCCACCAAGGUGUCCGGUACCGAUAAAUAUAAUUGAAAAAACUGGCAACAGUGAAGGAAGCGCUAAUGUUUCUAGUCGUCAUGCACGUUCGGACGAACAACUGUCACUGAACCCGGAUACUGAUAAUAGGCAAAUAGAUGAGAUAGUCGAUGAGGUUGAUGCUUCAAAUUCUUUCCCAGCGGAGCAAAAAAUUAAAUCACAUCGAAAGAAGGCUUUGAUAGCUCGAUGUCAGGAAUGUGGUUUGCUUCUAAAACAUCCUUCCAAAAUUCAAGCGCACAUGCGAACACAUACCGGUGAACGUCCAUUUGAAUGUGCUUUAUGUGGGAUGCGAUUUGCAACUGCUAAUCCGUUAAGGGUACACUUUCGUCGCGCACAUACAGGUGAGAAACCAUAUGAAUGUACAUGGGAGUGUGGACGACGUUUCGUUUCAGUGUCCGCCCGUAAUGAACAUGAACGAAUCGUACACGCAGGUAUCAAAAGAUAUCGUUGUUCCAUCAAUAACUGCCAUCGAAUGUUUACACGACGUCGUUAUUUAAUAAUGCAUCAAGCAAAAGAGCACAAGCAUGCUACGCAGCAAGCUGAUAACGCUAUCCAGUCGGUUCUGGACAUGGUAAAACAAGAUAGAGAAGAAACCAGGAGGAAUGCAGUGUGGUCUUCUGAAAUACCGGAUAACCGUAUUAUAGAGAAAAUUUGGAUCGAAGAUAGAGUUUUGAGUGGGGAACAGGUUGAUGAACAAUAUAUUAAUGCCGGGAAUGGAAAUAGCAGUGCUUUGCUUGAAUGUGCCAGUGUUGGAGUUGUAAAAGCACCAGAAAAUGAUUUGUCGAAUGAUGAAAGCUGUCGACAGGUGAUAAUUGAUGGAACCGAUGAUGAUGCUGCACUGGAAAGGAAUUAUUUUGUGGGAACAAAUGAAGUAUAUUAUCUUGAUCAAAGUCAUGGAAUUCGGUUGGGGUAUAGCGAACAACAGCAGCAGCUCUCUGGUGAUCAUCAAUUUGCAAGUGAAACAGGACCAUCUAUCGUUUCUCCUGAUAUCAGUGUAAGAGCGCUAGAUAGGAAUGUUUAUGCAGUUUGUGAAGAAAGCACCACAGUUUUGCCUAAAUAUGGUCGUGUUCGAAUUAUUAAACCAAUGACGAAAAUACCUUAUGAGAAAAACUAUUGAAGAUUUAUAGUGUACAAAGAUGCAUUAUCAUUGCUUGAUCAUUUUUCACUCUAAUAUUGUAUACUAUUAAGGACUACAGCAAUGAAUGUAAUUCGUUAUUUGUUUAUACGACAG
Messenger RNA from Loa loa (African eye worm), 1886 nucleotides. RefSeq lists its product as hypothetical. Gene Ontology annotation, biological process: regulation of DNA-templated transcription. The transcript has 11 exons. The record is from RefSeq and is a predicted model, not a curated record. Bases 9 to 1772 code for a protein of 587 amino acids. Gene Ontology annotation, molecular function: DNA-binding transcription factor activity, RNA polymerase II-specific; RNA polymerase II cis-regulatory region sequence-specific DNA binding. NCBI's taxonomy places the organism in Eukaryota, Metazoa, Nematoda, Chromadorea, Rhabditida, Onchocercidae.